AUGUCUUCUUCAAAAAGUGCUUUUAUUGUUGGCCUUGGUGGAAUUACUGCUAGUGGUAAAACAACAAUGUGUAAAUCUCUUGAACAUUUAUUUUCUUCUGAAAAAUAUAAUCUUCAUAUAAAAUCAUUACAUAUGGAUGAUUAUUAUCGUUCCGAUGAUGAUCCACAUCAAAAAUAUUUAGAAAAAUUUGAUCAAAUCGAUUGGGACUGUUUGGAUGCAAUUGAUACAGAUCGAUUUCUUGUCGAUCUUCAAUCUCUUCGUUUAACAUGUGAUAUUUUACUUGUCGAAGGCUUUCUUAUAUUUAAUAUACCAUUACCAUGGAAAAAUCAUCAACUAUUUGAUUUGGCUUAUUAUUUUGAUUUACCAUAUGAAGAAUGUCGUCAACGAAGAUCACGACGAAACUCUCGAUCACCUCUUCGACAUGAAUAUUUUGAAAAACAUGCUUGGCAUGCACAUAUUAAAGCAAAAAAAGAAGCAUUUGAACAGAAUAAAGAUAUAGAAUUAGAAAUUGUUGAUACGACUGAAGUAUCAUUUGAAAAAAUUCAAGAUAAAAUUAUUAAAGAUAUUGAAACAGCUCUAAAACAUUUUAGUUAA
This is a messenger RNA of Adineta steineri, 594 nucleotides long. Lineage: Eukaryota; Metazoa; Rotifera; Eurotatoria; Adinetida; Adinetidae. The record is from the annotation of a GenBank genome assembly.